AUGGCACUUUUCCAGAACUUCAAUACCCAUUCUUUAAGAUCAACCAGAGGGUUCAAAUUAAAACAAUCAUCACCAAUAUCUAGUCCGAAACCUAUUCAUAAUUCAGUAUUACCACGAGAUUCCAUAGACUUUAACCAACAACAACACCAACAACAACCAAACUUACAACCACAAGAACAGCAAAACCCUUACCAGACCAUUAACUUUGGACCAAGCAAUGGUCAACCAGUUUCUACUCAUAAAGAUAUCAGAAACUAUGCAGAACAAACUUUAGGAUCCGAUAAUGCCUUGAUACAAGCUGUGAAAUUACCACGAGAUGAAGAUAUUAACGAAUGGUUAGCUAUACAUGUUGUAGAUUUCUAUAAUCACAUAAAUAUGCUUUAUGGUGCCAUUACAGAAUUUUGUUCUCCUGUUACAUGUCCAAGAAUGAUUGCCACUGAAGAGUAUGAAUAUUUAUGGCAAGAAUCAUCACCUGUUAAUCAAGAUGGUAUUGUUCAAUCUCCUAAAAGACCAGUUUCAUUACCUGCUUGUGAAUAUAUUGAAAAUUUAAUGAAUUGGGUGCAAAAUUUCUUUGACAAUGAUAAUAUUUUCCCAUCAAAGAUUGGUGCCCCAUUCCCACAUCAAUUUCCUACAUUGGUGAAAACUAUAUUUAAAAGAUUAUUCAGAAUUUAUGCUCAUAUUUAUUGUCAUCAUUUCCAUGAAAUUAGUGAAUUGGGUUUACAAAGUCAUUUGAAUACCAGUUUGAAACAUUAUGUAUUAUUUGCCAACGAAUUUCAUUUGAUUAGUAAGAAAGAUUACGGUCCUUUAGAAGAUUUAGUCGAAACUAUGCUAAAAUGA
Candida tropicalis MYA-3404 is the source of this 837-nucleotide messenger RNA. RefSeq names its product Mob1p (gene MOB1). Gene Ontology annotation, cellular component: nucleus; cytoplasm. Lineage: Eukaryota; Fungi; Ascomycota; Pichiomycetes; Serinales; Debaryomycetaceae. Gene Ontology annotation, molecular function: protein kinase activator activity. Gene Ontology annotation, biological process: signal transduction; cell division; positive regulation of protein phosphorylation. The record is from RefSeq and is a predicted model, not a curated record. Bases 1 to 837 code for a protein of 278 amino acids. The transcript has a single exon.